UCAACCCGCCAGCGCACCUCCAAUUUUCCACCGUCGUCAACCAGACUAACAAACCGCCAAAAUGGAGAACGAAAAGGGAGAGAUUGUCGAUCUCUACGUGCCCCGCAAGUGCAGCGCCACCAACCGCAUCAUCAAGGCCAACGACCACGCCUCCGUCCAGAUCUCUAUUGGCAAGGUUGACGAGAACGGCCGCUACACCGGCGAGAACCAGACCUACGCUCUUUGCGGUUUCAUCCGUGCCCGCGGUGAGAGCGAUGACUCCCUGAACCGCCUCACCCAGCGUGACGGAUACCUCCGCAACGUCUGGACCGCCUCCCGGUAAAUGGACUAUUUAAUUGGGUUAAGGUGUGCGGUGUGAUUUGGUCGAUGGCUGAUAUACCAGUUCCAUGGGUAUGUCGGAUAUGAUUUAAGAUAAAUGAAUGAAGAUAUUUCAUACAGACCAGUCAAAUCAAUCAAAAUCAGUCCAUUAAAUUUCAAUUUUUUUUCUUUUCAUUUCUUUUUCUUUUCGCUGUUGUUUCGUGGCCCCCGCCAGGGUUUCGCUGUGGUGAUGUCUGCUCUGUAGUCCGCUCUCUAAUCUCUGUUUCCUUAUUCUCUUGUUCUUCGGGAUGCUCAAUCGGCACAUCAAGGCCUCCUCAUUCACAGAUUGGAAGUACAAAACAUCUAUCUGGCCCCCAUGAGCGAGGAGGUAGAAAGUAACAUCCAUCCGCCGAAUAUCACGUCCGCCUACUGAAGAGCCACUGUUGCAGAGCCGUGCGCUGGGGCACAGAUACGGGUG
Aspergillus nomiae NRRL 13137 is the source of this 775-nucleotide messenger RNA. RefSeq names its product 40S ribosomal protein eS21 (gene rps21). Bases 62 to 322 code for a protein of 86 amino acids. Gene Ontology annotation, cellular component: ribosome; cytosolic small ribosomal subunit. The transcript has 3 exons. Lineage: Eukaryota; Fungi; Ascomycota; Eurotiomycetes; Eurotiales; Aspergillaceae. Gene Ontology annotation, molecular function: structural constituent of ribosome. The record is from RefSeq and is a predicted model, not a curated record. Gene Ontology annotation, biological process: translation; endonucleolytic cleavage to generate mature 3'-end of SSU-rRNA from (SSU-rRNA, 5.8S rRNA, LSU-rRNA); endonucleolytic cleavage in ITS1 to separate SSU-rRNA from 5.8S rRNA and LSU-rRNA from tricistronic rRNA transcript (SSU-rRNA, 5.8S rRNA, LSU-rRNA).